AAUUCUGCCUUCAAGCGCUUUAGAACAUACGAAAAAAAUACAAAACACAGAAAAAACAAUAAAAUAAAACUUGGCCAUUAUUUUAGCGCGAAUUAUUUGUAGCUAAAAAUUAUUGUUGACACAAACAUUGAAAUUGUGUGUUGCCAAGAAGUGAGAGGAACGAUAAACGGUCCACACAAAAUAACCGAGGACGAAAGCAAAAGCCGCCAUUUUCACCUCCCCCGCCGCCCACCAAAUGCUAUCGAGCAUGUCGUCCGGAAAGAUUUUGCCCCGUCGCCAAGCGAUUCCCGUUCUCUAUACCAGAGGCACUCACUAUGAGGUCGGCUUCGAUAUGGGUCGCACAUUCGGCUCGAUGAUCAAGAACUUUCUGAUCUUAUCGCAGCCACUGAACGAAACCUACUUGCCGCAAUAUGCGACCACAAAAGGCAGGCAAAUCUAUAAUGAGACGCUUGAAUCGGUGAAAUGUAGUUUUCCGCAAUAUAUACGCGAAUUGGAGGGCGUGGCCGAUGGUGCCGAAGUUGAAUUCCAUAAGCUAUUUCUGCUGCACUUGGACGAGAUAUUGCCGCAAUCUCUGAAGCAUCAGCCUCGCAGCAAGAAUCAACCAACUGGCUGCUCCUCGAUCAUUGUGAACAAGCCGCAUUGCCGCUUGCUUGGCCACACUGAGGAUGCUUUGACAGAGACGCUCAAUCAUUAUUACUUUGUGGUCGCUCACAUCAUCAGCGAUAAGCCGGAGGGCAAAUACAAUGUGAAGGAGGAGCACUUCAUGUCCCUCUGCUAUGCUGGACACUUGCCCGGCUACACAAUGAGCCACAAUCAACACGGUCUCGUGUUUAGCAUUAACACGAUCAGCGCCGAAUUGUUGCGCAGUGGCAAAACACCACGUCAUUUCAUCACUCGAGCGUUGCUCGCCACCAGCAAUGUGGAUGAUGCCUUCAGGGUGCUGCAAGAUGCUGGCGUUGGUGCCGCCGAUGCGUGCUCCAUUAACUUCACCUUCUUGGGCGAUCCUCGGCAAAUGUUCUACAACGUGGAGAUGGCGCCGAAUCCAGAGCGUAAAAAUGAAUCCCAUUUAAGUAUUAAGGAGGUGCCCAUGGGUUCCUUCAAUUUCCAUGCUAAUCAAUUUGAUCGCAUUCACAUGGAUCAGGCCAAUGAGCCCAUGGUGGAAUCGAGUGUCUCGCGAAUGCGUACGUUCUGCACCUACAAGCCGCCGGCCAGUGAGCAGGAUGUGCGUAACAUGCUGGGCGAUGCUUCGGGCGGCUGUUAUUGCGUGUGGCGUGAUAAUGGCAAACCGGAUGAAGUGGUUAAAACCAUUUCUAUGGGCAUUUUCGACUUGAAUGCCAAAACCUUUUCACUCUAUUCGGACAAUCCGAGUUAUACGGAGCCUCACUGCACGUUGCCUCUACUUUACAAAUAGAUUUUUUUUAAAGUGAUUAUUUUUAAACACAUUAUGAACUCAUUUUACUUAACAAAUUUAUUUAGCGCUUUUUAUUUGUGUGCUAUAGGUAUUAUAAAUUUCCAUUAAUAUCAUAUAAGACGUAACAAUAUAUGUACUUUUUUUGUUUGUGGGUUUAGCUAAAAAGAUAUCUGCAUAUAUUCCAAUAAAUAAAUACAUUUGAAAUGGA
Messenger RNA from Drosophila nasuta, 1619 nucleotides. RefSeq names its product C45 family peptidase tan (gene t). The record is from RefSeq and is a predicted model, not a curated record. NCBI's taxonomy places the organism in Eukaryota, Metazoa, Arthropoda, Insecta, Diptera, Drosophilidae. The coding region runs from base 236 to 1411 and encodes 391 amino acids. The transcript has 9 exons.